Molecule: messenger RNA, 1110 nt
Organism: Leishmania mexicana MHOM/GT/2001/U1103
Lineage: Eukaryota; Euglenozoa; Kinetoplastea; Trypanosomatida; Trypanosomatidae
Exons: 1
Coding region: 1-1110 (369 amino acids)
Source: RefSeq, a predicted model, not a curated record
AUGGGCGACAUGGACAUGGACAUGGACAUGCGUAUACAUCCCACGAAGUAUACCAGUGGCCUCGAGUCAGGUCCCUUCACUAGUGAGGACGUCUUAUCAACGAACACUGAUCCAGUCCAUGGCUACGACGCCUCCACUGCUGCGCUUGGGGCCCACUCCACUUUGUUCCACGCGCUGGCUGCGGUGGAGGAAGAUGACGACGGGGAGAACAGCAACGACGUGCUGCUGCGCCUCCUGAACGAAGUCAGGGCCGUUGAGAGUGACGACGACGAUGACGAAGUGGAGGUAAUUGAUAAGGGCUCUGACGAGAACGCCGCUGACUUGCUCGCUCUCCGUCACAGAGAAGAGCCGGCGAAGCCGUACAUGCCGCCCUACACGGCUGUCCCCCGCGGCGGGGCGGCCAUGGUCGCCGGCGGCUUCACGGUCGAAGGCAACGCCUCGUACUCGUCUGCCGCCAGCCUGCCCCCUCCUCCGCCCCCGCCGCCGCCGCCGGCGUACAGCACGCCAAGUAUGGCUCCGCGGAGCCCUUAUGCGAACUGUUACUCCGGCAUUCCGCAUCUCUCCACUACACCCGGCUCGAAGCCGCCGCCGCCGUCGUUCGCGGAGGCUAUGGCGACGGCGCACGGCACCCCUGCCUCACUGCUCGGGCGUUCGGUGCCUUCACAAGAGUGCUCUCCGAUGUUGGCCAACUACGUUCCACCCAUGCCGGCAGCGCCGCAGGAGACGGUGCUGCUGCGCAACAGCAAUGGCGUCUUUUUGCUGCAACCGAUCUCCAAGCCGACGCCGCCGUACACCCCACCGGCUGGCAGCACCUCUCCCCCGGUCUCCCCGCUGCCGCGAUACUCGCUGCCGCCGGCCGCCGCAUCCACGCUGAACACCGCCGCCGCCAACGGCUUCCUUGGCAGCUCCAUGGUGCAGGCGAGCACGCGGGCUUCCAGCAUCGCGGAGCCUCUGCACUACACGCCAUUCGGGCCCGCAGGAGUCAGUCCAUACCUCAGCACCACGGCCCCCUACUCGCACGACGUUGGAUCGGUGCGUGGCACCCCGUCUUUGGGGGCUGCACCGCCGCCGUACGCAUGCGGGGCACCUCGAGCACCGGCGGCGCGCUGA